Molecule: messenger RNA, 1012 nt
Organism: Effrenium voratum
Lineage: Eukaryota; Dinophyceae; Suessiales; Symbiodiniaceae
Source: the annotation of a GenBank genome assembly
AGAUACUUGGACCAAAACGCCUCAGCGCUUGCCAUGGAGUCAAGUCGCGUGCAGCGGACGCUGGGGCGCCUCGCCGGGCGGCGCCCAGUCGCCUCGACCGGGGGGCCGGGCUUGGUGGUGGACCGCCGCGGGGCGAAGCUGCGGCGCAUGUCUGCCAGCGGAGAAGUGGAAGAGACGCUUCUGCUAGGUGCCGCGUGCUCGGAAGUCUUCAGCGGACCGCGAUUGGCGAAGGUGCUGCGGCCAGCGGUGGAGCAUCAACUGCGGGCAGUGGAGCAACUGGAGAAAGAUGAGCCCUGGGUGCCCAUGUCAAUGCACACCAGCGCAGGCCUCCCAGGCCCCAUCGCAGACUUCUUAGAUUGCCUGGAGAAGGAGCUGCCGUGGACAGGCACAGAUUGGUUUGUGAACUUCCAGCAGGAAGGAUCCACGGCUGUGUGGGCUGGCGUGGAGGCCUUAGCGCAUCUCUACGCGAAAGGUCCGCAUCCCAAGUGCAAGAACGUCGCUACGCGACCAUCCACCUGCAUCGUGGGCAUUGGUGGGUCCUCAUAUCACGGGCCCAAAACUACGGCUUUGGGCCAACCCGCGCAGCCUCGAUGGCCAAACGCGCCGCGUACUAGCGGGCAGGCCUCCUACCCCCUUCCCCCUUUCGAGGCUGAGGGCGCGGAGAAUGGAAGAUAUCUGGAGCAGUUCGACGCCUUUCUGGCGGAGAAUCCGGACAUCGGCGUUUUUGUCUUCGAGCCCCAGUGGGGCUCCAGCCGUCUGGCUUGCACCUGGGACCCGUGCCUGCUGAAGCAGGUUAUCGACAAGUGCCAGCAGUCUGGCGCCUACGUGCUCUGCGAUGAGAUCAUGUGCGGAUUAGGUCGCCACGGCCAGGGCACAUUGUUCCUGAGCCGCGCUUGGGGCCUAAGCCCCGAUGCCGUGACCUUCGGAAAAUCCGUCUCGUCAGGCACCUUCUCGCUGUCUGGCGUGGCCGUUGGGCAUGGCUCUGAAGCGUUGCGGGAAGCUGGCGCGAGGA